CGAAUACAAAUCCCUAAUUAGAAGAUUUCAGAAUCGAGAUCCCCAAUUUCGUUCGUUUCCCUCCCUACCCUAGGGUUCUCGCUCUCGUUUUCGGCCAUGGAUACCCAGCAACUCGGGUCUCUGCCUUUGGAUGCAAAUCCCGAACCUUCAAGCGACGGCUCCACCCCGGGCUCCGGCUCCGGCUCGAGCGAAACUGGGCUUGAAUCGGUGCCAAAGAAGCAAAAGGUCGAGGAAGCCAGUGGCAGCAGCGGCGACGAGGUCAUCGCCGAUGGUGAUGGUAGCGGCGGUGGUGAUGAAGAGGACGAGGACGAAGAGGAAGUGGAAAUUGAGUGGGUAAUGCCUGAGCAUCCCGUGGUCUGGAAACAGAAGCGGCUGAAGCCCCGAAUCUGGACACCUAAGGACGAGGAAGGAAUGAAGGAGAUGGAGCGCUUCUACGAUCGGGUUAAGGACAGUGAGGGAUUUGAUGUGGGCGAACUUCCUCCGGUGAACAUCUUUGGGAGCGGGGUUCUGCCGAUCGACCUGAACCAUCCCUUUCACAAAGAAAACGUGAACAACUGUGUGGAAUACGUGACUGGGGAGUUCAACAAAGAAAACAAGGGGGUUUCGGAGCUGCUGGCUGGGAAUAUUGAGAAGGCCAAUUGGGCACCUUGCGCUGGUCAGAUUUACUACAUCACCUUCGAGGCUAUUGACCUGCUGUCUCCCGAUCCCAAUGCUUCCAAGAAGAUCUACCAGGCCGAGGUUUACCGCAACGUUACAGGCGGCGGACUAUCCACGACAGUGUUUCGUGAGAAAGGCCAGAAGGGAUUCAUUAAAGUAAAGCCAGACCGCAUACUCACCUACCUGUGAUCGAAUGAUGCAAUCUGAGGUUUAAUGUUGAACUUCUACUGGUCAUAAUUCCUUUUUGGUUGCUGAAAUUGUUAUGAUCAAUGAUGGUAUUGGUGUAGCUUGUUUACGUUUUGCUCCCGUCAUGCUAUGGUUACAACUUGUAACUGCCUG
Linum tenue is the source of this 996-nucleotide messenger RNA. The record is from the annotation of a GenBank genome assembly. Lineage: Eukaryota; Viridiplantae; Streptophyta; Magnoliopsida; Malpighiales; Linaceae.